Chenopodium quinoa (quinoa) is the source of this 1632-nucleotide messenger RNA. RefSeq names its product growth-regulating factor 3-like. The record is from RefSeq and is a predicted model, not a curated record. Gene Ontology annotation, biological process: developmental process; DNA-templated transcription; regulation of DNA-templated transcription. Gene Ontology annotation, molecular function: ATP binding. Lineage: Eukaryota; Viridiplantae; Streptophyta; Magnoliopsida; Caryophyllales; Amaranthaceae. Gene Ontology annotation, cellular component: nucleus. The transcript has 4 exons. The coding region runs from base 113 to 1375 and encodes 420 amino acids.
UAACUCAAUUAACAAACACCCCCCACCAAUUACCAUAAAUUCAGCUGAUUUUACAACUCCUAAACUCUUUCCUCUUCUUCUCUCUCUUUCUCUCUCUACUUUCUCUCUCUACAUGGACUUCAAUCUGAAGCAAUGGAGAGAUCAGCAGCAGCAGCAAGAGUCAGAAGAUGAACAACAAAACUCUGCCAAAAUCCCAAAAUAUUUGCUCCUUGAUUCUCCCCAACAACAUCACCACCACCAACACCAGCAACAGCAACAAGAAGUUGCUGCUCUUCCUUUGUUUGUGUCUUCUGAAUCCCAAGACAAUAAAAUCACAAACACCCAUUUGCCUGAUUACCCUGAUCACCAUUCUUCUACUCCUCCUACUGCAAUUCCCACCAGAUUUCCAAGGGCGGGAGGAAGGUAUUCAUUCAGCUUGGCACAAUGGCAAGAGUUAGAGCUACAAGCACUAAUAUACAGACACAUGGUUGCUGGUGCAUCUGUUCCUGCUGAGCUUCUUCAACUGGUGAAGAAGAGCCUCUUUACUUCCUCUGCUGCACCUUAUUAUCUCCAUCAUUACUCACCUCAUUUUCAGCCUGCUGCUGCUUUGUUGCAAGCAGGGUAUUGGGGAAAAGGGGCAAUGGAUCCGGAACCGGGGCGGUGUAGGAGAACAGAUGGGAAGAAAUGGAGGUGUUCAAGGGAUGUGGUAGCUGGUCACAAGUAUUGCGAGCGCCACAUGCACCGUGGCCGCAAUCGUUCAAGAAAGCCUGUGGAAUUUCCUGCUGCUGCUACUGCUUCUGUUUCUGCUAGUGAUGCUCUUGUUGGAUCACUGAAUAAGCCUUCUGCUGCUGCUACCGCCUUUGCUGCUGGAUCUGCCGGUGCAGAAACUCAGUUUUCACUCUCUAGAUCAGGGCCUUCGUCUCUUGAUUCCUUCCACCUUAAUCCAGGUAGGUCAUCUGACAACAAAACUCUAUUUGGACCUCAACAUGAAUCAUCAUCAGGUUCUGGGGAUGGUGGAAACUCUAAUACUAAUAGCAGCAAGGUGUUGAUGCAAUUCUUUGAUGACUGGCCGAGAUCUGACAAUGGCGAAGGCAACACUCUUUCAUCAUCGACAGGACUUUCAAUAUCAACCCCGGGAAACCCAACAUCGGAUUUCCUGAGGUUGUCAACUGGGAAUGGUGAUGAGCAGGGUCGGAGGGACAGUAAUGAGAAUGACGGGAGAGAGCGAGCUCACCAAUUGAAUUGGAGUGCUGGUGGGUGGGGAGCAAAUCCUGUGGCUUCAAUGGGAGGUCCAUUAGCUGAAGCCUUGAGAUCAUCAAGCAACUCAUCUCCCACUAGUGUUUUACAUCAGCUACCUCGUUGCUCUGCUCCUGACAAUAGCUUUGUCAGUGCCUGAAGAUGAUUCAGAUUUCAUUUUUUUUUUCUUUUUUAAUUUUCUAGAGAAUAAAAAUAAAGAGUUCUUUGAAUUUUAUGCAUAAUCUAUUGGUCUUUUUUUCCCAUCUUGUAUGUUUUGGACAGUACAACACUAAACUUACCCCACAAGGCAUAAACUGCAGCCUGCUGGUGUGUAAGGUGCUGUUUUGACUCUUGUAUGUUGUAGCAGAGUUCGCCACAUCUGUAUUUAUUAUCUGCGUCAUACCAUUUUAAUUUUCA